Molecule: messenger RNA, 1169 nt
Organism: Tripterygium wilfordii
Lineage: Eukaryota; Viridiplantae; Streptophyta; Magnoliopsida; Celastrales; Celastraceae
Product: agamous-like MADS-box protein AP1
Exons: 8
Coding region: 196-927 (243 amino acids)
Biological process (GO): positive regulation of transcription by RNA polymerase II
Cellular component (GO): nucleus
Molecular function (GO): protein dimerization activity; RNA polymerase II cis-regulatory region sequence-specific DNA binding; DNA-binding transcription factor activity, RNA polymerase II-specific
Source: RefSeq, a predicted model, not a curated record
GGGCAUGCUAAACUGAGCAUUUUAGAAAGGAAAGGAAAAGCAGAAAGAAAAAUAAUAGCCAAAAACAGAUGAUCCCAAAUUGAGUAUUGUUUGGGUUAUUUAGAGGAAAUAUAUCUGGAUCGAAGAUCUCUGGGUUUGUGUGUGUUUUGGGUUAUAUACAUAUAUAUAUAUAGAUAGACAGAUAGAGAGAGAGAGAUGGGGAGGGGUAGGGUUCAGCUGAAGAGGAUAGAGAACAAGAUCAACAGGCAAGUGACCUUCUCCAAAAGAAGAGGUGGAUUGCUUAAGAAGGCUCAUGAGAUCUCUGUUCUAUGUGAUGCUGAGGUUGCCUUGAUUAUCUUCUCCCACAAAGGGAAGCUCUUUGAGUAUUCCACUGAAUCCAGCAUGGACAAGAUACUGGAGCGCUAUGAGCGAUAUUCUUAUGCAGAGAGGCAGCUGGUUGCUGCUGAACCUGAUUCACAGAUCAAUUGGUCAGUGGAGCACAACAGACUUAAGGCUAGGGUUGAACUUCUACAGAAAAGCCAUAGGCAUUAUAUGGGAGAAAAUCUGGAUGUGCUGAGUCUGAAGGAGCUGCAAAAUCUAGAGCAACAAAUUGAUACUGCCCUCAAACAGAUUCGAUCAAGAAGAAGCCAGAUCAUGCAUGAGUCAAUCACUGACCUUCAGAGAAAGGAGAAAGCAAUUCAGGAUCAAAACAACUCGCUAGCUAAGCAGAUCAAGGAGAGGGAGAAGGCUGCAAUGGCACAGCAGAUACAGUGGGAGCAACAAAGCCAUGGCCACAAUGCUUCUUCCUUCCUUCUACCACAACCGCUACUUCCCUGUCUUAACAUGGGUGGCUCGUACCAGGAACAAGUGCCAGAAGUGAGAAGAAAUGAGCUUGACCUCACACUGGAACCAAUCUACUCAUACAACUUGGGCUGCUUUUCUGCUUGAGCUGGAGGUGAAUGUGUAAAUCUAAUUAAUAUAUGGGGCAUGAAAAGUAGUGAAAGUAAGUAAAGAGACUUUUGAGUUUGAUAUGUGUCAUGUACCAUGAUUCCAUAUUCUCUUACUCCAUCUGAUAUAUAUAUAUAUAUAUAUAUAGCAUAUAUCUAAUCUUGAUGUUGUAAAAGACACAUUAUUCUACUGAUAUAUUAUCUUGGAUGAUGCCACAUUAUUAUUAUUAAUUAAUUGCUCGA